Messenger RNA from Colletotrichum acutatum, 1175 nucleotides. RefSeq lists its product as uncharacterized. The transcript has a single exon. The coding region runs from base 48 to 854 and encodes 268 amino acids. The record is from RefSeq and is a predicted model, not a curated record. NCBI's taxonomy places the organism in Eukaryota, Fungi, Ascomycota, Sordariomycetes, Glomerellales, Glomerellaceae.
ACACAACUUACUUGCCCCAGGCCGACAUCUUUUUCAGAAUUGCAAAGAUGCCCGAACUCGCCGAAUGUAAAUACUCCCGCGAAGAGUGCAUAGCGUCAAUCCGCGACUAUUACAGCUUCUUAAGUACGAUGUAUGUCCACGAAGACGACAUCCUUUAUCCUCCAGAAGAAGGUUGGCCUACAAUUACAACAGAAACUUUGAAAGACAUGAGAAAAACAGAUGAGGUCAUAUGUCUUCUACGCCAUCUACCCUACAUUCGUGUCCCGAGCAAUCCCUUCAAUCAGGCUCAGGGCGCUCCUUGGUGCCGUUUCGCCGAUUGGCAGCACACAGGAGCCCGUGUCGAACGCGGAAUGGAUGGCCAGGAUUUGAAAAUCAUGUCGGAAGGCUCCGAAAUCUGCGACAACGCACCCUCCCACGUGAUUGGUCUCACAAAGGGUGGCCGCGAAAAUCCUGUUUUCCUCUUGGAUACAGAGCUCGGCGUAAUAUACUGGCCAGAAUGUCCAGACGGUAUCUCAAACAACCCUUCCUACGACCAUCUACGAGUUUUCGACGACCCUCACGAGUGGGCUCCAGAAAACGAGGCCGACUGGCGUGGCGAUGCCACUCGCUGGACGGUGAAUGGUUUCUUCGAAGUUCUCAAGGAUCAAUUUCGAAAACUGAACUUUAUCCCCACCAGCCCACUAUCUGUCAUUGAUGUAUACGCGUAUCUUAGACCAGGCUCGGACGGCUUGGUGGAAAAAUUACAAGUUAUCUAUCAUGAGCAUGGCUGGCCGGGUCUGGAAAAUUAUCGGAAGCAGGAAUGCUUGGAAGCUGUGGUGGCCGCAAUGGAACAACAGUAUGGAAUGGAUGAUUGAGUGGCUUGGGAAAACAGGACGGAUCUACAUGUGUCAGCAUAAAAGUCUUGGGAGUCGACUUCGCAAAAUAACUCAGUCAUGACAAACUCGAGCUAUCACAAAGUCUUAUUAAUGGUCAACUUUCAUAAGACAACUCAGCUAGCAGAAUUCAGCUCAGGAUUUCUGAAACCUGUAAUCCGAUUUCUGUAUCCAGAAGGGCCUGAAAUCCCUGCUACAUCUGUUGAGGGCUUAGUAGAGUUCUUCUUAGCAUUAGUUUAAUUGCAUUAGUUCCACAAUAUCUCUGUGGACUUUGGAAGAGGUCCUGAAAAGACUCGUGGCACC